Messenger RNA from Tribolium castaneum (red flour beetle), 491 nucleotides. It is a transcript of the gene RpL36A, whose product is annotated as Ribosomal protein L36A. Gene Ontology annotation, molecular function: structural constituent of ribosome. Gene Ontology annotation, biological process: translation. Bases 138 to 452 code for a protein of 104 amino acids. Gene Ontology annotation, cellular component: cytosolic large ribosomal subunit; ribosome. The transcript has 3 exons. NCBI's taxonomy places the organism in Eukaryota, Metazoa, Arthropoda, Insecta, Coleoptera, Tenebrionidae. The record is from RefSeq and is a predicted model, not a curated record.
UAUAAACUUAUAACGAAACACUUUUCUAUCUUUCAUCCAAUAUAGCAAUUCAAAAUUCGCGCCAAUGUAAACGACGCAUGCGCAUAGUGUGACACGUUGCAUCUCUCUCUUUUUUUUGCAAUAAAGAAAAUCCCAAGAUGGUUAACGUCCCGAAGCAGAGGCGCACCUUCUGCAAGAAAUGCAAGGUGCACAAGUUGCACAAAGUCACCCAAUACAAAAAGUCCAAGGAACGUCACGCUUCGCAAGGUAGGAGACGUUACGACAGGAAGCAGCAAGGUUUCGGUGGACAAACCAAGCCCAUCUUCAGGAAGAAGGCUAAAACCACCAAGAAAAUCGUGCUCAGGAUGGAAUGCACUGAAUGUAAAUAUAGGAAACAGAUUCCCUUGAAACGCUGCAAGCACUUUGAAUUGGGUGGCGACAAGAAGCGCAAGGGACAAAUGAUUCAGUUCUAAUUGUUUGACUAAAUAAACACAUUUUGUAAAAAUUCAUAA